CUUAAUCGCACUCCCCAGCGUAAGUUUUGCAUAUAAAAUUGAGCGUUCUCGGGUCGUUCGGUUUCAGUGUUACGGUCGAAUUCUUGGAGUUUAGACGCAAAUGGUGACUUUUGGAAGUUUUUGGAAAGUGGAAAGAUGAAAACAGUGAUCAUUUUUGGCCUGUUGGCCAUCUGGAGUGCUAAUAGUUCCCCGUUGGAGGAUAACUUUGACGGAUAUGACUAUCCGAAGCCAUCGUGUCCUCUGGCGUACCCAAUUACGGAAACGACCACCAUUCCUCAGCUGGAAUACAUCACGGUGAAACAAUUUGAAACGAGAACCAUUUUCAGUGUUCUUAAGCCAAGCACGAUCUUCUCCACCGAGAUCGUUCCAACGACCGUAACGGAGACGAGUCGAUCUACAAGCUAUCUAACCAGAACGGAUUACCAAACAGUGAUCAACACCGUUACACAAACACCUCCAGCUAUUACCUCAACGUUGACCUCGAUUCAAACUCAAUGGAAGACCACAACCUACCCGGUCACCCUAACCAAGUUCGAGACGGAGUUCCGCACAGAAACCGAGACCCGCUUCAGCACCAAAACAUCAACCCUAAGGACAACCCAAACAACGACACUCCCCAUAACGACCACACUAACCACCACGGUUUGUACUCCAAACAACGCGUACCUCCCGGUUCCGGAAAACCCAACCUGCACUCCCCCUCCACGAACCUACCUCCCGAUCGACAUCGCCCCUCCCGAUAUCCCCACCGAAACCUUCCAAAUCACCACGACCCCAACCAUAACCGAAAUCGUAACGGCCAAACCGAUCAUCGUGACCAACACCGUCCAGCCAAAGGCCCUUCCCCGGGUCGUUACCCUAACCCUGGAACCCUCGGAGACCAUCACGAAAACGAUCCAACCCACGAAAACCAGCCUCGUCACGAAGGACGUGAAAACGGUAACGCGCACCGUUACGCGAACGUCCUCGAAAAUUCUGUACGAUCAGCUCACGACCAAAACCGUGCACGUAACGCCCACGCUGACGAGUUACAUCUACGGCGAGCCGGUGACGCGGACCGUGAACAAGAGAAGUUAGUCGGUUUGUGAAGUUUUGUGGAGUUGUGUACAGUAAGAAAUAAGCCUAGAUGUAGGCAGGGGUAGCGAUGAUGGUUUAAUGAUCGGUGGUGAUGAUCGCUGAUGACGGUGUAAGGUGGGCUUGAAGCGAAUGGAAAAUAAAUGUUUUUGAAGAAAUUGUGUUCGCUUUGGGUUUUUAAGCAGUAUAUAUUAAAAUAAAAUAAAUAUACUAAAUUGAAGAAUUUUGCA
This is a messenger RNA of Culex pipiens pallens (northern house mosquito), 1304 nucleotides long. RefSeq lists its product as uncharacterized. The transcript is spliced from 2 exons. The record is from RefSeq and is a predicted model, not a curated record. The coding region runs from base 136 to 1077 and encodes 313 amino acids. Lineage: Eukaryota; Metazoa; Arthropoda; Insecta; Diptera; Culicidae.